This is a messenger RNA of Acanthopagrus latus (yellowfin seabream), 3865 nucleotides long. RefSeq lists its product as uncharacterized. Gene Ontology annotation, cellular component: intermediate filament. The transcript is spliced from 4 exons. NCBI's taxonomy places the organism in Eukaryota, Metazoa, Chordata, Actinopteri, Spariformes, Sparidae. The record is from RefSeq and is a predicted model, not a curated record. Bases 393 to 2249 code for a protein of 618 amino acids.
GGCGGUGGGUGGUGGUGGGGAGGGAUGGGGUGGCUGAGUGCAGACUGCAGCACCAAAACACACUGUGGCGCACAGCUCCACACAUCGAUCCCUGCUGCCAAUCUGCUGGGACAGCAGAGAGAGGAAAAACUGCAGUGACAGUGGACAGUGUGGGCCGGGGUAACACGAGACAGUCAGGUGGGGGAUCAUAGAUGUACUGGGGAAUGAGAUUACACGUGAUUGUGUUACGGUGUGAUUAUACCUUGAGAGGAGAACGUGACUUUUCCAAACUUGUACCUGCAUAGGCUCUGAGGUCAAACAGUUGCGACAUUAAAGCCCCCAUACAAAACGUGAUCGCCAUGUAGAGCCGCUGUGUUGAUGCCUGGGCUUGCGAGGCAGCAAAGAGGAGCCGCAUGAGUGAAUUCGUGUCUCCCCUGAGGGUGGAGGCGUUCUGCAAAAGCUUGCAGGUUUCCCCUCAUCGUCUGUUGUCCCUGCGUCAAAUGAUGCGCCGGCGCCUUCACUAUAAAAGCACCUGUCCUGGCCAGACAUCACUCGCAUCUCACUCUCUCUCUCUCUCACACACACACACACUCUCACCCUCACACACUCCGAAACUCCACGCACUCUCUCCCUCUCUCUCUCUGUGUCUCUCUCUCUCUCCAGUGCAGAGCAGUGGCACCGGUCACCACCACAGCAAACCAACCAUGAGUUACUCCAGCGACAUUUACAGCAGCAGCUCCUAUCGGAAGAUCUUCGGAGAUGCGCCCCGGUCCGGCCGCGUGGGUCUGGGCAGCAGCAGCAGCCCGUCCCGCCUGCACUCUGCUGGGUACCGCAGCAGCCACCGCACCUAUGGGUCCCCCUCCGUGAUGUCCUCCUCCUCCACCUACCGCAGGUCGGCGGCGCCCGGCCGCGUCUUCUCCUCCAUGCCGGACUCCGCGAUGGACCUGACCCAGUCCACCGCGGUCACCAACGAGCUCAAGAUCAUCCGCACCAACGAGAAGGAGCAGCUGCAGGGCCUCAACGACCGCUUCGUGUCCUUCAUCGAGAAAGUUCACAACCUGGAGCAGCAGAACAAAGUCCUGGAGGCGGAGGUGACAAUGCUGCGGCAGCGCAACAACGAGCCGUCGCGCCUCCACGAGCUGUACGAGCAGGAGAUCCGCGAGCUGCGGGCGCGCGUGGAGGAGCUGACGCACGAGAAGAGCCAGAUGCACGUGGACUGCGUGCAGAUGAACGAGACGCUGGAGCGCGUGCGGGAGAAGCUCGACGAGGAGACCCGGCUGCGAGAGGAGGCGGAGAACACCCUGAAGGGCUACCGGAAGGACGUGGACGACGCCACCCUGUCGCGCCUGGAGCUGGAGAAGAAGGUGGAGGCGCUGCUGGACGAGAUCGCCUUCCUCAGGAAAGUUCAUGAGGAGGAGCUGCAGGAGCUGCAGGCGUCUCUGCAGGCCACACAGGUGUCUGUGGAGAUGGACCUGAGCAAACCGGACCUGACUGCCGCCCUGAAGGACAUCCGAGCUCAGUAUGAGAACCUGUCGGCCAGGAACCAGGCCCAGGCCGAGGACUGGUACCGCUCCAAGUUUGCCAGCGUGACCGACGCUGCCACCCGCAACCAGGACGCCAUCAAGCACUCAAAGGAGGAGCUGAGCGAGUACCGCAGGCAGGUGCAGGCCCGCACCCUGGAGAUCGAGGCCCUCAGGGGCCACAACGAGGCUCUGGAGAGGCAGAUUGCCGAGAUGGAGGAUCACCAUAGCAAUGAAAUUGGAGAGAUGCAAGAUACGAUUCAGCAGCUGGAGGGUGCCCUGCGCAGCACCAAAGGAGAAAUGUCCCGUCACCUGCGUGAAUACCAGGACCUGCUGAACGUCAAGAUGGCGCUCGAUAUUGAGAUCGCUGCCUACAGGAAGCUGCUGGAAGGUGAGGAGUGCCGCCUCAGCUCCGUCGGCGGCGCCAUGCUCCAGUCCGGCUACCCCGGUUUCUCCUACAUGUCCUCCCGCACCUACUCCCUCGGCGCCUACAGGAAGUCCGAAGCCAAGCCCGAGGAAGAGGAAGAGGAGGGAGAGGAAGAGGAGGAGGAGGAGGAGGGAGAGGAGAACGAGGAGGAGGGAGACGAGGGAGAGGAGGGAGAGGAGGGAGACGACCAGGAGGAGGGCGAGGGCGAGGGAGAGGGAGAGGGAGAGGGAGAAGAGGAGGAAGAGGAGGAGGAGAAGCCCAAGGAGAAGGAGGAGAAGGAGAAGAAGAAGGAGAGCCCCACCGGCAAGACCAACAAGAGUUAAACUGUUCGUGUCGCCAUCUUCAUCAUUAUCAGUAACACAUUCCUCAUCACACCAAUCACUAUGGAUCUGGUCCCUGUUCAUGUCAUCUCUGUCACACAUGAACACACACGACUCUGCACACUCCAGAUGCCUCAUACCUCCUGUGUUCUUCACUCUGUGUUUGCUCUGUAGCCAAACGUGAUUAGUACUAACUACUAGACGAAGAAAGGAGCUCUAGAUGGGAAUAGAUGUACUGAAAGCUAGCAUGAUGUCACAACGUUUCCUAAGUUUAAAAUCGGGGGUGAUUUUUCCUCAUAUGAGCAGCAGUAAAUGUGCCAUCAACGAUCAAUUUCCACAGUACGAGCAAAUCAAAACCUUGAAAGUAACAACACUGUCAGCAGCACACAAGUCUUUAGGAUAAAUGCACAGAUCUUGGCGCACGAGUAUCAGCGAGGCCAACUUUUACGGUGCUAUUUGAUUUUUACAUAUUAAAAGUUGGGGAGUACUGUAGGUUGAGGAUUUCACCGUAGGCCGAAGCUCUACCAGCUCAUUCCUGAAUGAGGAACGAUUAACUUAACUGUGAGUCAAGCCCAACAUUUCCCACGGCAGGUGAACGCUUUCCACUCCCCUCUUUUCUUCCACCCAUGUUCCAUCACGUGUCUCAUCCCACCAUGACAAAAUGAAAUGUACCACACAAACCACCCGAGCCCCUUCCCCCAUCCUCCAUUCAAGUCACUGCAGCGUCACAGCACGGCAAUAAUGGCAACUCGGAAAAAAAACACUGUAUAUAUACGAAUGUGUCGGGAGGGUGGGAGGUUUUUUCAGUUGCUGGGGAGGAGGAGGAGUGCUGCAGCUUCUCCGAGGGGAAGUGCAUCUAUGGGAAUGAAAAAUGUAGAGUUUAAAAAUUGCCGCUAUAUAUAAUAUUUUUGGGAAUAUGAAUUAUCCCCCCCUCGGUUGAUUCAUUUGUCAAUUUAUCAGCCGCCAGUCAGAGCUCAGUAUUUAUCUGCGAGUCUAACUCCUCAUCUAUUUCUGUUCAUCUCAAGAGUAGACCAGCCUCUUUUGUUGCCCCUCACACAGAUGUAGUAGAGCUUUUGUUUGAUUUUGCCGGAUAAAGGAAACAAAGUGAAGGUGAGCGUGGCUGCCGAUGUCAGGCAGCUGGUGAUGACACUGACAGCCCUCAGCUCAGACUGGAAGUGGCAGGUGGGGCAGAUGCCAUAGGGGUCAUGGCUAUAUGGUACGGAGACGCAUAUAAGGGCUAUUUCACCAUCACCCCUUCUAUCACUUUGCCCUGAACGGUUUCAUUUUACUGUUGGUCCAUCACUACAUCCCCCCUGGGUUUUUUUUCCCUUUGUGACAAAUGAAUCAACCAACGGGCAUGAAUGCAUGGCCUGACUCUCGGAGCUUGAAUAUCUGCUGGAUGGGAUAGAUUUUUUGCUUGUUGUGUGUUCUAUUAAGAAACUUGCCUUAACCAUGUCUGAAAGUUAAAAUAAAUACAUAUUUUCACCUGCAAACCACGUGUUUUUGGGGAGGCUGAGGAGUGCUGACAUUUUCCAGACCUCUGCUAUACAACUGUGACUGUAUGUGCUGCUAUCUCAUGCAGUGAUAUUCCUCUCAAAACCAAAUAAAGACAUUUAUUA